AUGCGCUUAUCUCUCGCCAAGUCAGCAGAUAAUUGUGUUUAUUUCAUUGUCCGUCUUUCAGAACCCCUCCCUGCAUCCCUCACAUGUGAAUUGUCUCUUGCCGUCCUCCGUGCCCGACUGCGAGUGUGCACACCAUCUGGUCUGGUGCAUAUUCGUUCGGCCUGGCCGGCCCAAAGCCCCUUGAACUGGGCUUCUGGCACAGCCGAGGCAACAGGGUGUGAAGCAUGGCGUUUUGUCUUCCUUCCCACAUUGUCCGACUCGUUAAUGGCGGUUAUGCAAAUGCAGACUCCCCUACUCGAAAUCGAGAGCACUCAAGAGGAAAGCCAAGCCGGAGCGGACAGUGUCGUGUACUUUCAGCCGAUAAAUGCGGCUGAAGGAGACUGGAGAAGAAAGUUAUUCAUGACCACAUCACCAGUUUUCACGGCCGACUGCCGUCCUCCAGACAGACGAGGAUGUUGUUAUCCGGUAAAAACUGUCCAGCCUGGUACACAUACAACUGGCACAACCAACCGUGCACCUCAAGUACCCGUUUCACCUUCAGACGAGCCCCACUCUUGUCGAUCAAGAGACGACGGUUUGCGUUUCCUCAACGUCACGGCCAGGCCUGAUUGGCCGAGUUAA
This is a messenger RNA of Protopolystoma xenopodis, 621 nucleotides long. NCBI's taxonomy places the organism in Eukaryota, Metazoa, Platyhelminthes, Monogenea, Polystomatidea, Polystomatidae. The record is from the annotation of a GenBank genome assembly.